Molecule: messenger RNA, 1743 nt
Organism: Teleopsis dalmanni
Lineage: Eukaryota; Metazoa; Arthropoda; Insecta; Diptera; Diopsidae
Product: protein NDRG3-like
Exons: 7
Coding region: 398-1495 (365 amino acids)
Biological process (GO): signal transduction
Cellular component (GO): cytoplasm
Source: RefSeq, a predicted model, not a curated record
UUUAAGUUUGUCUAUUGUAACGUUGAAGUUCGGCGCGGAAAGAUAUUUUUUAUUGAGAAAAGUGGUUAUUUAAAGUGUAAAGUUAUUUAAUCUUGAAAUAAGUGAAAUAUUCCAAACAAAUUAACUGAAUCAAUUUGAAACAAACAACGAAUCUGUUUACUAAUAUAAGUUAAAGUUGAAGUUAACACACAUUAAAAGAAUCUACUUUUGAUGAAAAUAUUGAUUUUUCAAUUUUCUUGCAUCAAUUAAAAGAAAAUUUUUAAGUUAUUAUAUAAAUUAAAGAUAAAGCGUCAAUAAGAUUUCAUAUAACUUAAAGAAUAAAAGUAAAGUUUUGUACUAAUUGCAUUUUUCUUUGAAGAGAGACCGGGACAAAAUCGGUAAGACACUGAACACGAAGAUGCCAUCAGCACCAACACACACUGCCGAGGAGGCACGUCUACUUGGCACCAUGCCAGUUGAUCCAAUGGAUGAUAUAGAAUUGCGUUCAGUUCAGUUGCAAUUCCCAAAUGCACGUGGCUCAAUUAUUGACGCUUGUGAUCAGCGACGUAUACCAUCAGAUAAAGGGGAUAUACUUGUUGCUAUACAAGGCGAUACAUCGAAACCAGCUAUAGUAACUUAUCAUGAUUUAGGCUUAAAUUAUGCCACUAGUUUUGCGGGUUUCUUUAAUUAUCCAGUUAUGCGUGGUUUGUUAGAGAACUUUUGCGUUUAUCAUGUUACCGCUCCUGGACAAGAAGAAGGUGCACCAACUUUACCCGAAGAUUAUGUUUACCCUACAAUGGAUGAAUUGGCAUCACAGCUACUAUUUGUGUUGUCACACUUUGGACUGAAGUCUGUUAUUGGACUUGGUGUUGGUGCUGGUGCUAAUAUAUUGGCUCGCUUUGCAUUGGCUCAUCCAGAUAAAAUUGGGGCACUAUGCCUUAUUAAUUGUGUAUCAACACAGUCUGGCUGGAUAGAGUGGGGUUACCAAAGUUUUAAUGCGCGUUUCUUGCGUACCAAAGGCAUGACACAAGGAGUUAUAGACUAUUUAAUGUGGCACCAUUUUGGUCGUAAUCCAGAAGAACGUAAUCAUGAUUUGGUACAAAUGUACAAACAACAUUUUGAACGUGGUGUGAAUCCAACCAAUUUAGCCAUGUUUAUUAAUUCUUAUAUACAUCGAAAUGAUUUAAAUAUUGCACGUACACCACCUGGUACUCCAGGAACACAACCAUCAACAGCAACACUUAAAAUGCCAGUUAUUAAUAUAACAGGUGCUUUAUCGCCACAUGUUGAUGAUACGGUUACUCUAAAUGGACGACUUGAUCCUACAAACUCUUCCUGGAUGAAGAUAUCUGAUUGUGCAAUGGUUUUAGAGGAACAACCAGAUAAAUUAGCCGAGGCCUUCCGUCUUUUCCUGCAGGGUGAAGGCUACGCUGUUGGUUCACUACAAAAGUUGGGACGCAAAUUUUCAACAGCAAGCCAGAGCAGCUCCAAUCACAUUGAGUUGAGAGUACAAUGAAUCAUUUAAAUGGGCUGCAGCUCCACCUUAAAUUAUAAAUCGCUUAGCUUUAAACGCAUUUUUGCAAUAAUUGAUUUAUUAUAUGAUAUAUUCUUUUUUAUUAUUAUUAUUUUUUUGUUUUACCAAAACAUAAUCAUAAUGUUGUUGUAAUUUAUAUGUAUUAAAUUAUUUAAGCAUUAUUAUUGUAUUUUUACAUUGACUGUAAAAAAUAAUUGCAUAUAUUUUAUACAUAUAUACACAGUUUUCAU